Phalacrocorax carbo (great cormorant) is the source of this 2935-nucleotide messenger RNA. NCBI's taxonomy places the organism in Eukaryota, Metazoa, Chordata, Aves, Suliformes, Phalacrocoracidae. The record is from RefSeq and is a predicted model, not a curated record.
CGGGGGAUGGCGGGGCCGGGGGCGGGAUGCGGGCGCGGGGACCGGGCCGGGCGGUGGCGCUCGGGGCUCCCGGGCUGCUCCGCUCCGGCUCCCGCCGCCGCUCCGGGCCCGCCCGGCCAAAGUCCCGCCGCCAUGAGCGGGGCCCCGGGCAGCCGCCGCCCGGCCUUCCCCGGCCUCCCAGGGGAGCGGGUGCUGGAGGAGGCGGCGGGCGCCCGGCAGCGCUGCGGCGAGGGCGACGGCUCCGUCCCGGGGACGCUGCUCUGCACCGACCGCCGCGUCGCCUUCCUGCCCGCCCAGGCCCCCGGCUCCCGUGCCUUCCUCCACAGCGAGUACGACGUGGCGCUGCCCUGCAUCCGCAAGCUGGUGGCAGCCAGCAGCUUCGCCAAGCCCAAGGUGCUGACGGCCGCCUCCCCCCUCAAGUUCAUCCCCGAGGAGCUCGCCGUUUUCUGCCGGGAUUUCCGCCUGCUCCGCUUCCACUUCCACGAGAACGGCUUGGCUCCGCAGGCGUUUCGGGUUGCCAACGCCAUCGCCCAGGCCCGGGAGGCGGCCGCGUGGCUGGGGGACACCGGCGAGGGACACGAUGGCUGGUCCUGCCCUGCUGAAGCCCCUUUGGAGGAGGAGGAGGAGGAGGAAGGCUCUGCUGCCACGCUGCUCUUCGAGAGCCUGCACGACUGGGAGAAGGAGCUGGAGCGCCUGGGUGCUACGGGCUGGAGGGUGAGCGCCGUCAACGAGCGCUUCGACAUGGCCCCCAGCCUCCCCCGGUACCUGUGGGUGCCCAGCGGGCUCCUGGACCACGACUUGAAGCGAAUCUUUGCCCACUUUGAGGAGCGCCGCGUGCCUCGCCUGUGCUGGCACCACCCGGGCGGCAGCGACCUGCUGAGAGCCGCCAGCUUCCACGCAGCCUCGGAGCCGGGCAGCGAGGAUGUGAGGUGCCUGGAGGCUCUGCUGCUGGGGGGCCGGGGGCCCUGCGUGCUGGCCGACACCGCCGAGCUGCCCACCCUGGCCGACAUCCAGCUUGCCCACCUCAAGCUGCGGGCGCUCUGCCUGCCCGGCGCAGCGGCAGAGGAGAAGUGGCUCUCAGCCCUGGAGGGAACGCGAUGGCUGGACCAUGUCCGCAUCUGCUUGAGAAAAGCCGCCGAGGUGGCAUCGCUGCUGGCGGGGAGACGCUGCUCCGUCCUCCUGCAAGAGCCAUCGGACCGGGACCUGAACUGCCUGGUGGCCUCGCUGGUGCAGCUCCUGGGGGACCCCCACGCCCGCACCCUGCCCGGCUUCCAGAGCCUGGUGCAGCGCGAGUGGGUGGCAGCCGGGCACCCCUUUCCCCGCCGACUCGGGCUCCUGCGCCGCGACAGCCCCCGGGAGGAGGCCCCCGUUUUCCUGCUGUUCCUGGACUGCACGUGGCAGCUGGUGCGGCAGUUCCCGGCGGCUUUCGGCUUCACCGAGGCCUAUCUCCUGGCCCUCCACGACAGCAGCUUCGCCCCUUACUUCAGCACCUUCCUCUUCAGCUGCCAGCGGCAGCGGGGCCGCGGCAGCCCGCACCCGCCCCACAGCCAGACCUACACGCCGGUGACCGGCUGGCGGGACCCCGCUGCCGGCGUGCCGAGGGUGGGCAGCGCUGCCUGCGGGCUGCCCGCCGUCUGGGCCUGGGGGCUGCGCUACAGCCGGCAGCAGCGGGCCCGGUUCAGGAACCCAGCGGGUGCUGCUGGCACCGUGGGACCCCGCAGUGCUGCAGACCCCCAGACCCCGGGCAGGCCUGACGACUCCUGGCCGGGGGCCGGGAACGUGUUCGUGCUGACCAAGGGAACGUUGUCACCCCAACCCUUUCCCUGGCGGAGCGGCCGCCCCCCACCACGCCUGUCCCGCUGGGCCCCCUCCCUGGAGAGCCUCGGUGAGCGGGGGGGCGGCCCGGGGGGCAACCGGCCCCCCGCACCCACCCCGGGGGUGCUGCUGCCCUGCGCCGCGGGACCCUCCGUCCGGCUCUGGCGGCGCUGCUACCUGCGGGGCCUGCCCGAGGCACAGCGCGGGCGCUUCGCCCCGUCUCCGGCCGGCCUGGCCGAGGAGCUGACGCUGCUGCAGGACCGGCUCAGCGCCUGGCAGGCGGCGGGACCCCGCACCGAGCCCGCCGGCAGCCCCCUCGCACCCUCGCGGUGAGGACCCCUGCGAUGGGACACCCCCCUGCCGUGGGGACACACGGCUGCAGGGGCAGCCCCCCUCGGUGCGGCCGUGGGGCGUCCACACCUGGGGGUCCCACCAGCCAGGUGGGGUUUUGGGGGGACCCCCCAAAACCACCCUGCGCCUUCCACCGGUGCCUUUGACCAGUCCCUCACUGCCGCCCUCCUGCCCCUCGCCGGGGCACAGGGCUUUUUGGGGCCAGAUCCUGCUGUGCCGCCCAGCUGCCGGUGCCCGGGGCGGAGGAGGCAGAGCCGGGGGGUCCCCAAAAGCAUCCCCCAUUCUCGCCGGGCAUGGCGGUUUCUCAGUUUUUCAUUAAAUUCUUGCUACCUCCAGAGCGGCUUUGAGGAGCUCAGGGCUGGGCUCCAGCCCGGGCGAGCAGGAUCCGGCCCCACCACGGGGCGUUACCGGGGGGUUUCAUCCCGCAGGCGGUGCGGGGACCCCCGUGCUCAGCCCCGGGGCCGGAGCUCCGCCGGGGUUUGGGUCCCCAGGGGCAGGGAUGGCCGGAUCCUGGCCUCUGCGUUGCCCUGGGCCUGCGGCCGGGCUCGGCUGCGGCCGCGAUGGGUCCAACAUCCCGCUCCCGUCGCCUCCGCCAUGGAGGGACCCGCUCCAGCACCCCAUCCCGGAACGGCUCCCAGGGGGUGGGGAGGGGCUGUGGGCACUCGGGGAGCCGGGGGUGGGUUCCUCGCCCCCCGGGGGCUCUCGGCCGGGUGCUUUUCCACGAGGUCUGUAUUCCGGAGCCCAUUAAAGCGCAAUUUUGCAGCGAUGG